AUGGACAGAAUAAACAAUUACAAAGAGAGAGUGACAAACUAGUAAACAAAGAUAGUGCCGAAGUUUUCGAAGUUUUCGUCGUGUAUUUUUGCGUGUAUAAAAUGGAAAAAUUAUACAGGUUGUUGACAUGAAAGUGAUUUUCGUUCAGUGCGAGAUCUGUGAAUUGUUUGAAGAAAUUUAUCACCCAUGCUGUAGACUUCGGUCUUAGAAAUUUCUAAUUAACCUCAAUGCAAAUUAAUUGCUAUUUGUCUUUGCAUUUAAAAUUCGUUGCAGUUAUUACGUGAAAAUUCAAUUAUGGGCAACAUUGAUGAGAUGAAAAAUGAAGGUGGUCCUGAUCUGUCCCCGACAACUGAGGCUAGCAAACUUUUGGAACAAGCAUUAAUGCAGAUGGAUGGAAUUAUUUCAGGCAACAACGGCUCCCUGAAUGCCCAUUCCCCAGACUACGGGUUCGGAUCGUCGCCCUCGGGGGUGCGGGAGGCUGCCAACAACCUGGUUACGGCCCUACGUAACACCAAGGCCCCCCCAAGUCCGGAUCCGCAGGUCCUGAAGACGCUGCUCGACUGGAUUCAACAGCAACGCACCCUGCAAACUUCAUCCCGCAGCCGGCACUGGAAGUUCAGCAUCGGCCGAAUUCUUCGACGUAUCUCGACGUGGGCGAAACUCCGAACUAUCCUUCGAGGAAUCCGUUUUCGAAGGACCAGAAUCCUUCGGGUAAGCCCCCGUUCUCUCCCCCGCCCCAGCAAAAAUUCGCCAGACCCCCCAAGCCCCUGCCGAGGAGUUCGCUUCCCAGGGAUGUCCAAGACGGUGACGAUAGAGGAAGGGAUAGAGUAA
Molecule: messenger RNA, 831 nt
Organism: Coccinella septempunctata (seven-spotted ladybird)
Lineage: Eukaryota; Metazoa; Arthropoda; Insecta; Coleoptera; Coccinellidae
Exons: 3
Coding region: 295-831 (178 amino acids)
Source: RefSeq, a predicted model, not a curated record